AUGGCGACCGAUAAACUCAUUCUCAACACAGCUCAUUCAGCAGGAAGAACAUUUCUCGCGUUUUCAAGAGACGGAAAUGUUCUGUAUACAGGAGGAGCUGAUACUCUCGUGCGCGUCUGGAAAGCUGAUAGUGGUGCAGACCACGAACCAGAGACAGCCUUAGAAGCAGAUGAGCCUAUCACUGCUCUGGGUGUUGAUAACGAUGGAUGGCUUUCUGGUAGCGAAGAUUCCCAUGUGCGACGCUAUUUGAAGACUCGUACCGAGAUGGAGAGCCUCAUCGCUCGCGCAAAUGCGAUUCCGAUCCGAUACAUCGCAGCGGACCCCAAAGGAAGGAGAGUAGCAAUUGCAUCGGAUGAAACUGUCGUGAAAGUAAUAGACCUUGACGAUACCACCAAAGUGCAACUUCUCGAAGGACAUAAGAAGGGCGUACGAAGUGCAACUUGGCACCCGUCGGGUAGUCUUGUGACUACUUGUAGUUCCGAUGGCAAAAUUAUCGCGUGGGACUUAUCUGAAGAUGAACCCAAGAUUGAGAAGACCCUGGAAGGAAUCAUUCCUGCAGUGAAUGACAACGAGUCUGCUGAAUUUGGUCACGAGUGUGCAGCAGUCUGGCAUCCAUCAGGAAUGUACUUUGUCGUAGCGACUAAAGCUCACGAAAUCAUCACUGUCUCUCGUAGCACGUGGUCAAAAAUAUCUUCCUUCACUAAUGAAGACUGUCUCGGGGCCACUACAGCCCUUGCUAUCUCUUCCAAUGGUGUCUACCUUGCGUCUGCAUGCAACUCGGGCGUCUUCAUUUGGUCAACCCAAACUCGGCGUGUCGUAGCACGCCAAUCCCUCCCGCAAAAUACGACCAUCCACAGCCUCGCCUUCUCUUCUACACACAACUUGCUGGCAUGGACAGACAAUAGUGGUAAUCUGACUCGAUGGCCUAAUGCAGUCCCGAUAUCCCUACCAAGCCCGACAAAGCCUGUUGCUACAAACGGCAUGAGUAUACCGAUGCAACGACGGCCUGAUACGUCUGCAUUGUUUCUUGAUGAUGCUGCUGACGCGGCUGAAGGAGACGAUGGCGGAGAUGUGAAUCUUGACGUAGAUGCAGGAGGUCUGGAUGAGCACGAUGAGGAUUGGAUCAUUGAUGACCUGGGGGACGGGCUGAAGGAAAGCGGCGAGAAAGAGUACGGCCUGCGAGAAAUGGUCAGCGUAACGAAGGCACAGGCAGCCUUCCAACCUGGGUCAACUCCGUUUCAGAACAAGAGGAGAUAUAUUUCCUUUAACAAUAUUGGAGUUGCAGAGGUUGUUGACCAGGACACACAUCAAAUCAUUAAUGUGGAGUUCCACGAUCAGACAACACGCAAGAACUACCAUUUCACGGAUUCUUAUAAAUUCGACAUGGCGUCAAUAGGCGAGCGCGGCGUUGUGUAUGCAUGCCCUCCGGAAGGAGUUCAUCCAGCUCGUGUACAUUACAAGCCAUACGCAACGUGGGCUUCUCUUGGCGAGUGGACAUACGAGCUGCCUAAUGGCGAGCGGGCAAUUGCAAUCGCUGCUGGGGGAACUCCACCGACCCGUUCACUACGAGUUCUUCAAGAAGCAGACGCAGAGGGUAAUGGCUAUGUAGUUAUUGCGACCGAUCGCGGUGUUGUGCGUUUCUUCUCUGGCGGUGGAGCACAGCGAGGGCCCGUAUGGGCGAUAGACGGUGAUAUAAUUGCAAUGGUCGCUGGACGUGACUACGUCUUUGUUGUCCACCGUGAGGGAGGGACUAGUCUUGACGGUAAUCAAAAUCUGAAGUAUACCUUACGGACAUCGGAUACAUUCCGAGUCAUGCAUACUGGUCGACUACCCGUGAACAGGGGGCAAACUUUGAAAUGGCUAGGUAUUACUGAUGAAGGCGCACCUGUGAUAUACGACUCUGUUGAGCGCAUAAUGAUGCUCGAGCAUUACAGAUUCACUGCACAAGGCUCGUGGGUUGUCUUGCUUGAUGCGACACAGUUAGCACGAAGAGACGGGAAGGAUGAAGCUUACUGGCCUAUUGGUGUUACUGGAAGCACUCUGAUGACCAUCAUCUUGAAGGGCAGAGAAGCGUACCCCGGCUUCCCUCGACCUCUCGCGCAGGAAAUCGAGAUGCAAAUGCCAUACCUUGACAUGGACAGCCCAGAGGCACAAAAGGAAGAACGAGUAGCCCGAGAGACCAUCCUUCUCGACCAUCUGCGUGAUACGCUUGAAGAAGACGAACUUACGACCGAGGACAUCUCCAAGACCGAACUCGAUCUCGACAAGGAGCUUAUUCAGCUCAUUCAACUUGCUUGCAAACACGAUCGUUUGCAACGAGCAUUAGACGCCGCUAAACUCCUGCACCACACCGCAUCGAUCGAUAUGGCCAUCAAAGUCGCAGACUUCUAUCAUCUCGCUGGAUUACGUGAAAAGUUUAACGUGCUUAAGCGGAUUCGUGUCGGUGCAGACCGGUUACGCGACGAGCGUGCGCGUCGUUCAGACUGGAAAGCAGCUGCUGGUGCAGUACCUCCUGCGAGGGAUCCAUAUGCAGCUGCUGAAGCAGAUGCAGCGCGAAGACCAUUCCAGGACACGCGUCCAGCCCCAGCUGUAGACCGUCCGAGAUUAGCAACCGCAGCUCCUUCGGCAGAGCCAUCACCCUUUGCCCGUAGACCUACGCAACAGCAGCCACCUAUAGUACCAUCGUCGUCUUCUCGAACCGUUGUCGACGCCUCCCCUCCACCGGAGAAACGUAAACGAGCCGCGGUUGACGAGAACGAGGAGUCAAUUGCAUCAACUUCAGAUGCAAAUCCCAAACGUCGUGCUGUAGGUUUCGACGAAGACGCUUCCAGUUUAAAACCUAGUAAGUAUCCAUCCUUCAGCUCCUUCAUUUAA
Fomitiporia mediterranea MF3/22 is the source of this 2874-nucleotide messenger RNA. RefSeq names its product WD40 repeat-like protein. The record is from RefSeq and is a predicted model, not a curated record. The transcript has 14 exons. Gene Ontology annotation, biological process: DNA repair; mitotic cell cycle; DNA-templated DNA replication. Gene Ontology annotation, cellular component: nuclear replication fork. Gene Ontology annotation, molecular function: chromatin binding; protein binding. Lineage: Eukaryota; Fungi; Basidiomycota; Agaricomycetes; Hymenochaetales; Hymenochaetaceae. Bases 1 to 2874 code for a protein of 957 amino acids.